AUGGAAAGAUUCAACCACUCUGUAGUGUCAGAGUUUGUGCUCCUGGGACUCACCAACUCCUGGCACUUCCAGCUACUGCUGUUUGUGUUCUCCUCCAUGUUUUAUGUGGCAAGCAUUACAGGAAACUCCCUCAUUGUGUUUACGGUGGCCUCUGACUCAAACUUACACUCUCCCAUGUACUUUCUCCUGGCCAACCUCUCCUUCAUUGACUUAGGUGUUUCUUCUGUUAGCUCGCCCAAGAUGAUUUAUGACUUGUUCAGACAACAGAAAGUCAUCUCCUUUAGAGGUUGCAUCACUCAAAUGUUCUGCAUGCAUGCAGUUAGUGGUGUGGAGAUGGUGCUGCUCAUAGCCAUGGCCUUUGACAGAUAUGUGGCCAUAUGUAAGCCUUUGCACUAUCUGACCAUUAUGAGUCCAAGAAUGUGCCUCUUCUUUUUAGUGGCUGCCUGGGUUGUUGGCCUUACACAUUCUCUAGUUCAAAUAGCUUUCGUGGUAAACUUACCUUUCUGUGGACCAAACGUGCUGGACAGCUUCUACUGUGACCUUCCUCGGUUUAUCAAACUUGCUUGCAUAGACACUUACCAACUGGAAUUCAUGGUCACAGCCAACAGUGGGUUCCUCUCUGUGGGAUCCUUCUUUUUACUGAUCAUUUCUUAUAUUGUAUUGCCAUUCAGUUUGUCCAGGUCUUGUGUCAGGCGCAAGUGGUUCACUCUGAUGAAAGGCUCAGGAUUAGUAGUUAUCUUCAACAUCAGAAUUCAGAGUAUUGUCAGAUACUGUAUAAAGAUCAUCAGAGGUCUCUGCUUUGUGACAUUGUCCUUUCCAUAA
Nannospalax galili (Upper Galilee mountains blind mole rat) is the source of this 822-nucleotide messenger RNA. RefSeq names its product olfactory receptor 4F3/4F16/4F29-like. Gene Ontology annotation, biological process: G protein-coupled receptor signaling pathway. Gene Ontology annotation, cellular component: membrane. The record is from RefSeq and is a predicted model, not a curated record. Gene Ontology annotation, molecular function: olfactory receptor activity; G protein-coupled receptor activity. The transcript is spliced from 2 exons. Lineage: Eukaryota; Metazoa; Chordata; Mammalia; Rodentia; Spalacidae. Bases 1 to 822 code for a protein of 273 amino acids.